This is a messenger RNA of Bacillus rossius redtenbacheri, 1585 nucleotides long. RefSeq names its product endo-polygalacturonase-like. The record is from RefSeq and is a predicted model, not a curated record. The transcript has 2 exons. Gene Ontology annotation, molecular function: polygalacturonase activity. Lineage: Eukaryota; Metazoa; Arthropoda; Insecta; Phasmatodea; Bacillidae. The coding region runs from base 128 to 1369 and encodes 413 amino acids. Gene Ontology annotation, biological process: carbohydrate metabolic process.
AGUUUUAAUAUCAAGUGCCUCGUGAUAGUGUAUAAAUGAAGACAGUUCACACGCCCCCUUUUGAAGUAUAAGAUUAUACUUCAUCAUUUGCUGAAGUUGCAGAGAACUCCAGGAAGUUUCAUCAAUAAUGAAACAACCAGGCGCUCGCCCGAUGCCCUGGGCCCGCUUCAUGCUGGCUCUUCUGAUGGUGGUACUUCUGCAUGAGGUAACUGCCAGAGAUCUGCGGACCGUCUCCGAGCCCAAGAUCCCAGCAGCCUGCGUGUCCCUGCGAGGAACUGGCGGCGACGAGACAAGUGUCCUCCAGAAGGCCCUCACCUCCUGCAGCAAGGGCAAGGCCGUCCAUCUGGCGUCCGGCACCUUCGUCUCGGGCCCGCUGACCAUCCCCUCUGGAGUCGGCCUGUGGAUCGACAGUGGAGCGGUGCUGAAGGCCAGCUCUAACCCGAAAGAAUUCGACACGGGGAAGAACCUCUGUGGCACCUUGAGCAGCUCGAGCAGUGGGUGCCACCCAUUAAUUUACAUGAAGGGUGCCACCGGCAGCGGCAUUUACGGCAAGGGCACCAUUGAUGGCCAGGGCGGGGUAACGAUGACCGGCAAGGGGAUCACCUGGUGGGAGCUGGCGCACGAGGCGCAACUGAAGAACACGAACCAGAACUGUCCCCGUCUGAUAGAAAUUGACAACUGCAAGGAUAUUACUCUUUAUGGAAUAACGCUGAAGAACUCUCCCAACUUCCAUGUCGUCACCAGCCAGACAGAUGGAUUCACAGCUUGGGGAGUGACCAUCAACACACCGUCCAAUGCUCGCAACACUGAUGGCAUCGACCCGGCUGGAUCCAAAAACGUCACCAUCACCCACUGCAGCAUCAGCACCGGGGAUGACAAUGUGGCCAUCAAGGCUGGCAAUGCGGCGACCAGCCACGUCUCUAUAACCAACAACCACUUCGGCUCAGGACAUGGCAUGUCCAUCGGCAGCGAGGUCAACAGUGGGGUCAGCGACGUGACGGUUAGCACAUUGACCUUGCAGGGCACCACGAACGGCCUGCGCAUAAAGAGCGACCGAUCGCGCGGGGGCCUGGUGACUGGCGUCACAUACACCAACGUCUGCAUGAAGAAUGUCGCCAACCCCAUCGUCCUGGACACGCAGUACAGCAAGUCGGCGAGCGGCAACCUGAUACCAGAAUUCCGUGGCAUAAACUUCAACAACAUCAAGGUCCUGACAGCUGGAAAGUAUGUUUUUGAUGGAUUCAGUGAUGCCAAGCCUAUCCAGGUCACUUUGAAUAAUGUACACAUCGCAAAGGGAUCAUCCUGGACGACAAGCCAUGCCAAGAUUUCUGGGAAGUACUCUGAAGAUGCCAGUGGUAGCAGCUGUUAAAAUUAUGGGAAUAUGUACCUAUUAGUAUAAUUCACUUUCUGUCACUUUCUGAAAGUUUCCUACAUAUAUCUGUAAUUUGAAUGUUUAAAAAAAAUUAUGAAUGCAAACUGUCCAUCAAAAUUGUAAUAUACAGCAAUCUAAAUUAAAUAUAUUAUUAUUUAAGUUCAAAACUUACUUGACCAAAAUAUAGCUACUAUAAUAAAUGUGUUAUAGAAA